Messenger RNA from Nematocida minor, 1794 nucleotides. RefSeq names its product regulator of chromosome condensation. Gene Ontology annotation, molecular function: guanyl-nucleotide exchange factor activity. The record is from RefSeq and is a predicted model, not a curated record. Gene Ontology annotation, cellular component: cytoplasm. Bases 1 to 1794 code for a protein of 597 amino acids. Lineage: Eukaryota; Fungi; Microsporidia. The transcript has a single exon.
AUGCAAAGUAAAAAGUACGUAACGAGAGUAUACACCUGGGGUGCUUCUGAUGCAGGACAGCUGGGAGUGCCUGUGGAGGAGGGAAUGAGCAGCACCCCUCUAGAGAUAUCCUACUUCAACGACAAAAGAAUAAAAACAGUGGUGUGUGGAGGAAUGCACUCUCUUGCCCUAUCUAUCGACGGCUCUCUCUACUCCUGGGGAUGCAACGACGAAGGAGUGCUGGGAAGAGAGGGAAACGAAGAAGAGCCAGCGCCUGUGCUCUUCCCCCACCCUGUGCAUAUUAAAAAAGUCGUGGCAGGAGACUCUAUUUCAGCAGCAGUAGACAUCUAUGAUAACCUAUGGACCUGGGGGCUAUUUAGAGGGCCGGGAGGAGUGAUAGGACACUCUCUUAACACAGACGGCUCUGUCAACAAGAUGAUCAGAGUGCCUACAGUGGUGCCCAACAUCAAAGUGUCCGCAGUGGAGGCAGGGUGCAACCAUCUCUCUGUAAUAGACUCAAAAGGCAGACUUAUCACCUGGGGAGACGGCGAGAACUGCAAGCUGGGAAGAGUGCUCAGCAAAAGAGCCAAGGCAACUGACGCCCUGCGCCCAGGAAUCGCCCUAAACAGCGUAAGCGCAGUGGCAACAGGAGCAUACCAUACACUAGCUGUAAGAAGAGUCUCAGAGACAGGAGAUAAAGCAAAGGGCAGUGACAAACAGUGCCUAUACACUGAAGGCUGCUUCUUUACUAUGCCUAGUGGAGAGGUAUAUCUGUACGACCAGAACAGAGAGAAUAUCAAAGAAAGCACGGGAAGAAAGAAAAAAGGUGACAGCUACAGCAGCGAGCUCGUAAGCGAGAAUAAAAAGAGAAAGGUCUUUGUAGAGUCUAAGCACAAAAUGGUCAAAAGAGAAGAGCAUCCUCAGACACUAACUAUAUUCCCUCCCAAGAGCAUGCCAGUCCACAUGACUAGUGAUGGCGUGAUAACAGAGGACGAGAGAGCUCCCACUGUCUAUCUCCCGUGUAGUAGAGAAUAUCCUGCUACUACAGCUUCUCUGGAAAGUGACCAGAACGCAUCGCAGAAUGGUAAGGACAAAAAGACAGGAGUGUACACCUAUUUAUCAUACGCGGAGGAAGUACAGAAUAGCUCGCAGGAGAAAGGAAAGAAAAGUAAAGAGAAUGACCUAGAGUACGUGUCGUUUGAUGAAGUGCAGAGAAUGGCUCUAUUUGACAGAAGAAGAAAGAAGAUAUCAGCUAAAGAAGAAGCAAAGAAGAUAAAGCUCUCUUCCUCGGGAGUAAAUAACUACGGACAGUCUCCCUUCUCUUCCGCCUCUUCUGCAGCCUCUGACUCUUCAGGCUCUGCUGCCCUCUGGGGUAGGUGGACAGAGUGCAGCCCAGGCAAUGGCCCUGUUUCCUUCAAAAAGGGCAUGGGAGGUGAGCACAGCACGCAUGUAUUGGACAGCGAAGGCACUUUGUGGGCAGUGGGUAGGAAUACCUUUGGACAGCUCGGGGUAGGUGAUUCUAAAGACAGAAAGGUCUUUACUAAGUGUCUUCUCUCGGGCGUAGAUGACUUCUCGGUCACUGCCUCGCACACGCUCGCUCUGAAGCAGGGAAAGGUCUUCAGCUGGGGAUUCGGCGAUGAAGGACAGCUGGGAUACGAGGCAGAGAAUCAGACUGUCCCCAGAGAGGUUGACCUGAGGGGAGAAGUGGCCAUCAGUGUGGGCGCAGGAGGACAGCACUCAGCAGCUGUUACUGUAGUGGAUGCAACAGAAACAGAAACAGACAACAGUAUGUGUAUAUUUGGUAUACAGCAGUAG